Molecule: messenger RNA, 318 nt
Organism: Papilio machaon (common yellow swallowtail)
Lineage: Eukaryota; Metazoa; Arthropoda; Insecta; Lepidoptera; Papilionidae
Product: translation machinery-associated protein 7 homolog
Exons: 3
Coding region: 99-293 (64 amino acids)
Source: RefSeq, a predicted model, not a curated record
AAUUUUGAAGUAAGCUGUCAUUGGUCACAUUAUCAAAUCAAAACUUCAAGUUGUGAAAAAUUUUAAGUUUCGGCGAUCCAUUAUUAUCAUUUUAAAAAAUGUCCGGUCGGGAAGGUGGUAAAAAGAAGCCACUGAAGGCUCCAAAGAAAGAGCAAAGGGAAUUAGAUGAUGAUGAUCUUGCACAUAAACAGAAGUUAAAAGAACAACAGAAGGCUUUACAGGAAGCUAAGGCCAAAGCAACACAGAAAGGGCCAUUAACUCAAGGUGGAAUAAAGAAAUCGGGCAAAAAAUGAUAACCAUAUUGUUAAUAUAUAAAAC